AUGAGACCCGGAGGAAUGUUGGUUCAGAAACGGAACCCGGAUUCGGAUCCUGCGGGACCUCCACCGCCCCCGAUGAUCAGAGUCAGAAUCAAGUACGGUGCGGUGUACCAUGAGAUCAGUAUUAGUCCUCAAGCUUCAUUUGGGGAGCUGAAGAAGAUGUUGAGUGGACCAACUGGUAUUCACCAUCAAGAUCAGAAGCUUAUGUACAAAGACAAAGAGAGGGAUUCAAAGGACUUCCUCGACAUUUUGGGAGUGAAAGAUAAAUCCAAGAUGGUGCUUAUCGAAGACCCGAUUAGCCAAGAGAAACGGUUUUUGGAAAUGAGGAAGAUUGCCAAAACCGAAAAGGCGUCUAAAGCCAUUUCCGAUAUUAGCCUCGAAGUGGAUAGGCUCGGCGGACGUGUUUCGGCGUUUGAGAUGGUCAUUAAGAAAGGAGGGAAAGUUGCGGAGAAAGAUCUUGUAACGAUGAUUGAAUUGUUGAUGAAUGAGUUGAUAAAGUUGGAUGGGAUUGUGGCUGAAGGAGAUGUGAAGUUACAAAGAAAGAUGCAGGUGAAGAGAGUGCAGAAUUUUGUCGAAACAGUCGAUCUUUUGAAGGUGAAGAACUCUAUGGCUAAUGGGCAGAAACAGUCAAGUAGUCAGAGACUUGCAACGAUUCAAGAAGAUAACAAUGGGCAGAAACAAGAACAGAAACCGAUACAAUCGCUCAUGGACUUGCCGAUACACCAAAAGCAGAAGAAGCAAGAGAUUGAAGAGGAGCCGCGGAAUUCAGGGGCAGGACCAUUUGUGACGGACUCUUCUACUAAAUGGGAAACAUUCGAUCAUCAUCCCGCGACUACUGCAAAUAAUCACGUGAUCCCUCCCAGGUUCAAUUGGGAAUUCUUUGAUUGA
Messenger RNA from Arabis nemorensis, 885 nucleotides. Lineage: Eukaryota; Viridiplantae; Streptophyta; Magnoliopsida; Brassicales; Brassicaceae. The record is from the annotation of a GenBank genome assembly.